UGUUUAGAUGUGAGGCGGGGCGUGGCGGGUGUUGCCCCGCAGACUUGAGAAUCAUGUGAAAUCGCGGCAGGAGCGAGCCUAAUAAGCCCCGAUGGACUACGCGUAGCCGACGACGUCAGUUUCUCUUCUAAAUCUUGCGAAACUUCGUGUGGACUUGCGACUUGUUCACGCAUAAAUCAGACAAAGCAACUACCAUGGGUAAACGCAAGUCGGCAAGCAAGCCAGAGGGCAAGAAGAAGCGCGAGAUUCUACCAACCACAUUCCAAUGCCUGUUCUGUAACCACGAGAACUCUGUCUCAGUCAAGAUUGACAAGAAGGCCAGCACCGGCGAGCUGUCGUGCAAGGUCUGCGGACAAACAUUCCAGACUGUCACCAACUAUCUCAGUGCACCCAUCGAUGUCUAUUCGGAUUGGGUAGAUGCUUGUGAUGCUGUGGCCAAGCAAGCCGCCGAGAGCACAUCCAAACCAAGAAGAGAUACAUACGGUGGCACUGCGUCGCAGUCACGCUCACAAGCGGCUCGUGGCGAAACUGCCAAUGUUCCAGCUGAUGACGGCUUCAUCGACGACGACGAGCUCGAUGCAGAGGCAGACUACGCAGAUGAGUAGGAGUUUGAUCGAACAAGAAGAAGAGCAGGGGUAAUCAAGCAGCGUGUGGGUGCCCUACUACAUGAGAGGAGUCGGGUUUGGUUCGGGGGGCUCCGAGCUAUGCAUGAUACGGAAAGGAGUUUACGGCACGAUACACCUAGGCGCUUGGCGUAAUACGAGGAUUGACAGACGAGCACGACAUGGGUUCGCAAUAUGGAUUCAAUGAGACGGCGAUAAGCGCCGACACUCAUGGCCUAUUCUACUUGGAAGAAGGAGCAGGCAAGCGAUCACUCUAGAGA
Messenger RNA from Aureobasidium pullulans EXF-150, 883 nucleotides. Its product is annotated as Elf1-domain-containing protein. The coding region runs from base 195 to 605 and encodes 136 amino acids. The transcript is spliced from 4 exons. Gene Ontology annotation, biological process: transcription elongation by RNA polymerase II. Gene Ontology annotation, cellular component: transcription elongation factor complex. Gene Ontology annotation, molecular function: RNA polymerase II complex binding. The record is from RefSeq and is a predicted model, not a curated record. Lineage: Eukaryota; Fungi; Ascomycota; Dothideomycetes; Dothideales; Saccotheciaceae.